Pyricularia grisea is the source of this 765-nucleotide messenger RNA. RefSeq lists its product as uncharacterized. The record is from RefSeq and is a predicted model, not a curated record. Bases 245 to 547 code for a protein of 100 amino acids. The transcript is spliced from 2 exons. NCBI's taxonomy places the organism in Eukaryota, Fungi, Ascomycota, Sordariomycetes, Magnaporthales, Pyriculariaceae.
CCUUAGUGUAUAAUCAGCGUCAUGACGUCACAUACGUCAUCGAUCAUCCGUAGGUCUAAGGGUAGCCCUCAAUGAGCAUCCCGAGGCUUCUACAUAUGGACUUCGAGGCCCGAAUAAUUUGUACAUUUGAACUGUAGCGCAAUCCAAACAAUCUUGCAAUUGAGUAAACACCUUACAAAUAUCAGAAACUCCAACCAUUCAUCCUUCAAUCUGCUCCAAAAGGCGCAUAACAAAACCAGCAAACAUGGACUCCAAUACCAACAACCAGACCACUCAGUCGCAAAGGCAGGAACCCGGCCUCGUUGCAGGACAUGCUGAGUACAUCAAGGGUGUAGCAGAGAGCGCCAUCGGUACCGUAACGGGCUCACAGGCAUGGACGGCAUCUGGGGAACAGGACAAGGCGCACGCCGUUCACACGAUGAAGGUGGCGGGUGAGAAGAGGGAUGCCAGUGCUCAAGGCUACGGCAAGGUUGAAGAGUUGGCGGGCAAGGCUGUUGGGUGCGAGGGGAUGCAACAGGAGGGAACAGCGAGUGCGAAGAAGGAGUAAAUGGGUGAUAUCUUGAUCCAGGCAAGAGCAUUCAUAUGAAAGAAAGAAAUUCCCUCUAACUUGAACCAUUUAUUCUUGAAAUUACAAUCUGACUGGCGACUGGCUUUCUGUUUUUGUGUCAGGCCGGGUGAGUUUGGACGCAGAUAUUGAAGUUGAAAGAAAGUCUGCGCCAUCGUUCAACACCCUCUUCUUCCGAAUAAGGCAAGUUGGCGUUAUAG